AUGAACUUCUCCGAUUGCCCCUUCUCUCUCUCUAGCCUCUUCUGCCCCGAAGACGGCACCCACAUUGCUGCCGACGACGAAGAAGAUGACGAACUCAGCAACCUCAACAUCUUCUUCACCGAUUCUUCCCUCUCCCAAGCAGACGACGAGUACAUUGGCACUCUCGUCUCCAAAGAGAGCUCUUUUCUCUGCGAUGACCUCUGUACAUCGGAAACUUCUCUGCUCCGCGACAGAUCCGAAUCCGUCCGCUGGAUCCUCAAAAUGAAAUCCUGCUUCCGAUUCAGUUCUCAGACCGCUUACCUCGCAGUAACUUAUAUGAACCGGUUCUUCGCCCGGCGGACAAUCGAUGAAGGGAAGAACUGGGCAACGAAGCUUUUGUCAGUGGCUUGUUUAUCCUUGGCUGCAAAGUUGGAGGAGUGCUCGCCGCCAUUGUUGUCUGAGUAUUGCUUAGAAGAUUACUGGUUCACUAGCGAAUCGAUUAUGAGAAUGGAGCUCCUCGUUUUGGAUACGCUGGAAUGGAAACUAAACUCAGUGACGCCAUUUGCCUACCUUUGCUAUUUUGCAUCAAAGUUUAAUUUUGAUCAUUGCUCCAAGGAUCUAUUCUCUAAGGCCAUUUCAUUCAUUUUUGAUAUUCUUCAAGCUAUGAACUUGAUGGAUUACCGCCCUUCAGCAAUAGCUGCGGCGGCCAUUUUGGCUGCAUCAGGUGACGAGGUAACAGAGAAACUAUUGAAGUCUAAGAUGCGCUCAGUCUCCCUGUCAGAAUCUUUCGAAGUAGAGCAGGUUUUCUCCUGCUACAAUGCAAUGAUUCAAGAGUCCAUCAAGAAGGAGAAAAUUAGACCCAUAAAAUCUUCAUUUUCAGUACAUGUAUCAGAAAAUUGUUCUAAGCGCAGAAAAAUGAAUUGA
Messenger RNA from Dendrobium catenatum, 903 nucleotides. RefSeq names its product cyclin-D5-2-like. Gene Ontology annotation, biological process: regulation of cyclin-dependent protein serine/threonine kinase activity; mitotic cell cycle phase transition. The record is from RefSeq and is a predicted model, not a curated record. The transcript is spliced from 5 exons. Gene Ontology annotation, cellular component: cyclin-dependent protein kinase holoenzyme complex; cytoplasm; nucleus. Lineage: Eukaryota; Viridiplantae; Streptophyta; Magnoliopsida; Asparagales; Orchidaceae. Gene Ontology annotation, molecular function: cyclin-dependent protein serine/threonine kinase regulator activity. Bases 1 to 903 code for a protein of 300 amino acids.